AUGCCUGAAUCAUUGAAGAUGGACACGACGGCUCUCGUCUGUGCCAUCAUUGGCAUCCUGAUUUUCUCUAUCAACGUCCUAAUCUUGAUUUUGCGGCUUAAAACCCGGAAGGAAUUGCGCCCUCAGGGCUCGCCGUACUUUCGUGGCUGGGAUAACUGGUUCGCGAUCAUUGCAACACUUUUCACCUUCGCCGUGGUAGUGCUCGCGGUACAAGGGUUCGCGGGCGGUAUCGGGUACGAUUUGAACCCUGAGUCCGAGAUCUACACUGUUCGUGAGUACAGCAGCCACUACGAGUCUAGACAUGUCAACACUCUAACAGUAACAGUGAUAGAUCAUUUGCCGGCCUUGCUGCAGUGGAUCAACUAUUGCUCUAUCCUGGCCAUAUCCUGCGUUGCUGCUUGGCUUGUAGCAUCCGUCACCGUCCUUGUGCUUGUGUUCAUCAAUCCCAUGCGAAUCCCGUGGAUCGAACAGCGACCCGGCUUGGAAGUUCUCAUUUUCACACACAUGAUUACCGAGGUCUUGAUCGCAAUACUUCCUCUCUAUCCCGUAUGGAAGUUAAAUAUGAAAUCUUCCGAUAGGAUGAAGACGAUCGCUUGGUUCUCGAUAGGCUUGGUCGAAAGAAAGCCGGUUGGCCAUGAGGGCCACCAAGAACAGCAUGAAAUGCAGGUCCUUUCGAGCUCUACCAGACGCUCUAGCAAUUGCCACAGCGGGGCGCUUGCUCGCGUCGAUAAUGAUGGACCCUAUGUUGUUGCCUUACAGGGUAACCGAUCAAGAAAUACCCUUGGAUGUGCAUGUUCCGUCUAUCCAAAUUUCCUCGUCUCGCUAGAGGGUGCUGGUUUUGACCAGGAGUUACGGCCUAAGAACCCGACAACCUUGAACCUCUGCCUUGAACACAGUCGGUUUAUAUCUUCGUUUUCAUCCUUGCAAAAAUUAAUAAGCUGGUCGAGGUCCAUCACCACCUCCGCUACUGGAACACUCCAGGGCGAGAAUACCCUCGAGGCUCUGCUGGGCAUUACUCACAAUCCAGUGCGUGUGCAAACCGUCUUCAUGCCGUUAGUUAAUCGCAGGUCAGAAAAGGCGAACUUCUAG
Messenger RNA from Microdochium trichocladiopsis, 1089 nucleotides. RefSeq lists its product as uncharacterized. NCBI's taxonomy places the organism in Eukaryota, Fungi, Ascomycota, Sordariomycetes, Xylariales, Microdochiaceae. The transcript has 9 exons. The record is from RefSeq and is a predicted model, not a curated record. Bases 1 to 1089 code for a protein of 362 amino acids.